UAGGUUGUUGAUUGGUCGUACACACGUACUUUGUAUUGUACUUACAAUGUUUAUUGUUUAGUUUUGUGUAAGGUUAUCUAUCUUCUUUGUUUAGACCUAGUUUAUUAUGUAAUGUUAUGACAGUAUAAACAUUUAGGCAUAUACAAACAAAAAUAAAGCAAAUUUCAUUGAGAAAAACUGUAAUGUCAUAACCCCAGCUACAUCCUAUCUUAGCCAACCAAGUUGAAGAUGGAUUUGAGUGGGGAAGUCAAGUGUCCUUUGACGGACGAAACAAUUAUAAGGAAACCAACAAGAAAAGGCCUAACUUUGGAAUUAGUGAUGUUUACAUUUUUCUUGGGCAAAACAUUUUCAGAUAUGAUAAUCGUAAACCUACUCGAGAGGAACACAUGCCUGGUUAUACUUGAGUUCCGAGAAGAGAACUGCACAGACCCGGUCAGUCCCAGUACUGAAGGCUUGGUCCAACAGAGUACAGCUAAUAUCAUCAUGGCUCGUAGCAUGAUAGAGGCAUUCGUACCAUCUCUGCUCUCACUGUUCAUUGGUCCGUGGAGUGACACCAACGGACGACUGCCUCUCAUAUUGUUGUCUUUGACAGGUUAUAUUGUGUCCACGGUGAUGUGGUGUGUAAUGUCACUGUUUCCUCAACUACAUCCUAUGUACUUCCUGCUCACUUCUGUGCCAGUAGCUCUAGGAGGAGGUUAUGUCAGUUUCUUCCUUGCACUCUAUUGCUACAUCAGUGAUACUACUAAAGAAGAUCAGAGGGCUUUCAGGAUGGGUUUGGCAGAAGCAUCGUGUAUGGCGGGUGUGCUGUGUUCCUCACUGCUCACUCCAUAUGUUUUGAACACCUCGCCUCAGUUCGGCUACACGAUUGUGUUUGCUUUAGGCACUUCUUUGAUGAUGCUCAUCUUCCUGUUCGUCUACUUUUUUCUCAAGGAAUCGGUGAAUGUUGUUGAGAGUGAACGCACAAAGUUGUGGAAAAUCGACCACGUUAAGGAAAUAUUCACAACCUGCUUCCUAUUCCGCCCAAACCAUAUUCGCACUAUAGUGAUGUGUAUAAUUAUCAACUUGGUGUUAUUCAUCGUUAAUAUGGACGGUGAAUUGGCUGUUCUAUACAUGUUCACGCAGAAGAAGUUUAACUGGCAGUUAGAGGACUACACAAGAUUCACAUCAUUCUUGAUUUUAGUUGCAGGGUCAUCAGUCAUAGGCAGUCUGUGGCUGUUGGUAUCUGUACUGAAGAUGCCAGAUCUACCGCUGAUGUUUGUUGGGACAGUCUGUUUGGUGUGCAAGUCACUGUUGCAGGCCAUUGCCACCUCUAGUGUCUACCUGUACAUUGCUGGAAGCUUCAGUGUCCUCUCUGUGCUGGUGACACCGCUGUCAAGGUCACAGCUGUCCAAGCUCAUACCUCCGGAAGAUUUAGGUAAGAUUUUUGCCUUCACCGCAUUCCUAGAAGCCACUGCUCCACUGAUGGCUGCUCCUCUGUAUGGUUUUGUAUACAAAGCUACAAUAGACACCUACCCUAAUGCUGUGUUCUGGCUGUCGACAGGGCUGUGCCUCAUAUCUGUCUUCCUUAUAGGGUCAGUGCUAGUACUUCACAGAAGAGUUUCCUUAGCAGACCAAAGACCGUUGCUGGUUAAUGAUGACAAGGAGGAAACGAGUGUCGAGACAUAAAAGCUGCUAAGUGACACUUCCUACCAGGUCUUUCAGACAAUUCGCUCCAAAGGAUUGUAACACUUAUAGUCCAGGCAAAUUAGAUCAAAUAUAGGGUGUGCUCCCCAAAAAAUCGUCUAAAGCUGGAAAGUGUUUU
Macrosteles quadrilineatus (aster leafhopper) is the source of this 1801-nucleotide messenger RNA. Its product is annotated as solute carrier family 46 member 3-like. The transcript is spliced from 11 exons. Gene Ontology annotation, biological process: transmembrane transport. Gene Ontology annotation, molecular function: transmembrane transporter activity. The record is from RefSeq and is a predicted model, not a curated record. Gene Ontology annotation, cellular component: membrane. Bases 229 to 1665 code for a protein of 478 amino acids. Lineage: Eukaryota; Metazoa; Arthropoda; Insecta; Hemiptera; Cicadellidae.